Molecule: messenger RNA, 1932 nt
Organism: Polypterus senegalus (gray bichir)
Lineage: Eukaryota; Metazoa; Chordata; Cladistia; Polypteriformes; Polypteridae
Product: NACHT, LRR and PYD domains-containing protein 3-like
Exons: 3
Coding region: 872-1651 (259 amino acids)
Cellular component (GO): cytoplasm
Source: RefSeq, a predicted model, not a curated record
CUGAGGAGGGAGGACAGCAGAUGUGAUAAAGUAGGGAGAGAGACAAUGCCCUCAGAAAUGUGUAACACUUCUGGACAAAAAAGACCUCCAUAACAAAACUAAUUUAUAAUGUGAGGUAUAAAAAACAUCAGAUUGGUCACGCUACCAGGGCUCCUCUCUAAACCAGACUUCUAGUAACUUUUAGAGGUUCAAAGAACAAGAAGAGUCUGAGGGACGAGCUGGUGUGGAGACCUUCAUCAUUGACGUGAUGAAGAAAAACAGAAAGGUACUUGUUGGCCUUUGGGAGGAGCUGGCUGAAGAACUUGUGAGAUUUCCUUCACCAAACCUGACAAGGAUACUGGAGGAGGUGACAGAGGGGGGCCCAGACAUUUUCAAGAAAAUCCAGACCAUUCUCCAGCUCCCUCCCAUUAGAGCUCAAAUAAAAGGCCUCCAGAAGAAACACAAAAGAGUUGUGUCUGAAUCUACAAAAACUCUGGAGAAGGAGGAGCAGUCUUUUCCUGGAGAUCCAAGUGCUUUGGGCUUGGAUACUGGAUAUGCAGAGCUGGUGGUCAUUAAAGAGUACAGAAGAACCAACAGUAAGACUUGGCAUGAACUUUUGAAGACUGGGAGAACUCAUGAAGAAAUGAUGGAGGAAAAGACAAAGCACAAAUAUGAGCAAAUCUGGACCUGAGCAACUUUUCACAAGGAAUCCUAGAAGUAAAUCUCCCUCCCAUAUCGUAGUGGUCAAUGGAGUGGCUGGAAUUGGGAAGACCACCAUGGUUCAGAAGAUCAUGUUUGACUGGGCCAGAAGCUGUCACUACCAGAGGUUUGCAUUUGUGUUCCUGUUUAAAUUCAGGGAGCUUAAUCUUCUGGACGCAGAGGUGAGCAAGAAAUGUCCUUGACCAGGCUGAUUGCAAGGCACUAUAAACAUCUCAGUGACCAAAAACUGGAAGGACUCCUACAGAAACCCAAAUCUCUCCUCUUUAUAUUCGAUGGGUUGGAUGAAUACAAACACAAAGUGGAGUUCACAGAGACACAGCUCUGCUCUAACCCAAAUGUCCUCUUUCUUGUCCAAGUCCUGGUCACUAGUCUGGUCUGCCAGACAUUACUGAAGGACUGCUCAGUCCUGAUCACAAGCAGACCAACAGCCCUGGCAACUCUGGACAUGAACAGAGUUAAAUUGGUAGAUAUCCUGGGGUUCCUUCCUGUGCAAAGGCUGAUGUACUUUAAGAAGUCUUUUGGUGAUGCUGAUCUGGGCAUUAAGGCUUUUCAGUAUGUGGAGGAGAAUACCAUCCUUUAUACCAUGUGCUUCAACCCUUCGUACAGCUGGAUUAUCUGCUCUGUGUUGAAGAGCUACUUUAUGGCACCUGAAGAAGAGCGAGGAGCCGCCCCCAGCACUGUCACCGAGCUCUUUGUGAUGUUCCUUCACAACAUCCUGACCAAGCACAGGCAAGAAGCUGAGGACCAGCGGGGGAUUCUGAUAAAACUAGGAAAGAUGGCUUUUUAUGGGGUGGACAAAAGGAUUCUUUUGUUUUAUAAAAAUCAAGAGAUACCCACUUUUGGUCUCCAGCCAGUCCUGUGCUCUCCAUUCUUUUCUGGGUUCCUCAAAGAAAUCCUGCAAAGAGAAAGCACUCUGAAGCAAGGAAUAAAACCUGUAAAUUACAGAAACUGAGGUCAAGGAACUUUGCCCAUGAAGUUUACGUAAUGACGGUGCAUUAAUUUGUUUUUAAUUUCUAUGUGGAGGCUCCAGGUCAGGCUGAAUCGUCACAUAUGUAAUCAGAUCUGAGGAGUUGAAUUUUGACUUGCUAUUUAUUCCAAGUAAAUCAAAUUUGUUUCUUGCACUCACCCUGAUUAACUCACUCAUGUCUACAAGCUGUCAUCUUGUGGCCUCAUCUCUGGAUGUUGUUCAGCUCUCUCGUCGGCCCUCUCUGCUGAACACUCGCGUCUAACUGA